Molecule: messenger RNA, 693 nt
Organism: Serpula lacrymans var. lacrymans S7.9
Lineage: Eukaryota; Fungi; Basidiomycota; Agaricomycetes; Boletales; Serpulaceae
Exons: 1
Coding region: 1-693 (230 amino acids)
Source: RefSeq, a predicted model, not a curated record
AUGCGUCGUCGACUCCCUAUGCUUCGUCUCGCUUUGCGACUCUACGCUAAACGCAGAAGCGGUUCCAAAGAUACUUGCUCCAUGCCCCUCCCAAUCGAAUGUCAGGGUGUAACCUCAAUCAUCAUUCGUUUACCAAGAAUCCUCCAAUUCGAUUCUGAAGAAGUAGUACACAGUGAUUACGCUAUCAGCUUUGAUGACCUGAAGCCGGUUCUCACUCUACACAAGAUUAAAUAUUUCACGCUGGAUAUCAACUAUCCAUUUUCGCUGGACAACCAACAACUGAAAGAACCUGCUAUGGCUUGGCCUGAGUUAGAGAUACUGGAUCUCGGUGCGACCCAUGGCUGGCGAAAGCCCUCCGCAAUCACAUUGCCAGGGCUCCUUCCUUUGUUCCAGCAUUGUCCCAACCUGAAACAACUCGGAAUCGCCAUCGAUGCUUCGCAUCUGACAUACGAGCUACCGACCGAUGGUAUGCAGGCCAGAAAUAUUUCGUGCGUGGAGUUCUCAAAUUCCUCAAUAAAAGCACCUGCAGCGGUCGCUGCAUAUCUAGCGUAUGUCAUGCCGCAAAUCCGCGAAAUAUAUGCAUGGCAUACGCCGACGCUGCAGGAAUAUCCAGAGGUGGAUAAGUAUCAACCAACAGCGCUGGAGCCAAGUUGGACAGAUUCUUCGAGCGAUGACGAGAUUGAGAAAACGUGA